This is a messenger RNA of Phyllopteryx taeniolatus (common seadragon), 4312 nucleotides long. RefSeq names its product G protein-coupled receptor 137c (gene gpr137c). Bases 323 to 1591 code for a protein of 422 amino acids. The record is from RefSeq and is a predicted model, not a curated record. Gene Ontology annotation, cellular component: lysosomal membrane. Lineage: Eukaryota; Metazoa; Chordata; Actinopteri; Syngnathiformes; Syngnathidae. The transcript has 8 exons. Gene Ontology annotation, biological process: positive regulation of TORC1 signaling.
GGCGGGUCUGUAAUUGCAUCGCAGCUGAUCUGGAGGCCACCACCCCCUCCUCCGCCCCCCGAAGUUGUUUUUUUGCAUGAGAGUGAGGGAAGAAUCUCAUUCGUAUUUUCUUGUUUGACCCUACUGUUUAUUAAAAAAAUGGACUGGCUUCGUUUCUCAAGCUAUCAUUUUAAUCCAUAAAACCGCGCGCAGUUGCACGAUGCCCCUUAACGCCAGAAAAAAUGCUUUGAUGGCAAAUGUCAAAGGAAUCUUUUGUGAAUUCAAGUCAGCUUUAACCCAGUUUUGGUGGUCGCGGCUUUGCUUGUGUUAGUCACCAGAGGAGAUGUUUUCGGCCGGAGAGGGGGUCACGUCCAGCUUGUUGAGCUCCGGAGGAGGUGCGAUCUCCCCUGCCUUGGAGCUGAGCCUCACCAGCGCGUACACCGUCCUGUACUCGCUCCUCUUCGGCUUCGUCUACCUGCAGCUGUGGCUCCUUCUGCACUACGGAUACAAGCGCUUCAGCUACCAGAGUGCCUUCUUGUUCCUGUGCUUGCUGUGGGCAGCGCUCAGGACAACUCUCUUCUCUUUCUACUUUGAAAAUGGGGCGCAGGCCAAACAGUUGCAGCCGCUGGCCUACUGGCUGCUCUACUGCUGCCCGGUGUGCCUCCAGUUCUUCACCCUUUGCCUGCUCAACCUCUACUUUUGGCAGGUGGUGUUUAAGGCAAAGGCCAAGUACUCCCCAGAGCUCAACAAAUACAGGGUUGCUCUAUCAUUGUUCUUCCUGUCCCUCUGUAUAUUUUUUCUUGUGGUGAAUUUAACAUGCGCAUUGUUGGUGCAAGGAGCUUUGGAGCAUUCUGAAUUGCCAAGAAAUGUGAGACACGCUGUUUUGGCUCGCGUCCUGAUCAACGACAGUCUUUUUGUCCUGUGUGCUGUGUCUUUGGCCGUCUGCAUCUUCCGCAUCGCCAAGAUGUCUUCAGCUAAUGUUUUCCUCCAAUCCAAGGGGACAUCAGUGUGUCAGGCGACUGCCUUAGGAGCGAUGGUAAUUGUCCUCUACACAUCGAGAGCUUGUUACAACCUGGUGGCGGCACUGUCUCCAAUGGGCAGACCCGAUUUGUGCAACUACAGCUGGUACAGUGUUUCUGAUCAGGCUGUGUUGAAGCUCAGCGGCGAGGCCUACAUGGUGUUUGGGAUCAUUUUGUUCUUCUGGGAGCUCCUGCCUACAAGCUUGAUGCUGCUUUACUUCCGCGUCCAGAAGCCCAAUCAGAACCUGGUUCCCGCAGGAAUCCUCAACAGCCACACUUUCGGCUCCAAGGAUUCUUUUUUUGACGACCCAAGGCGAUACGACAGUGAGGACGACCUGUCCAGAAGCAACAGGGGCGAUCGGGCCAGCCUGCCCUCUUCCACUGCACAGCCUAAUUGCGUGUCUAGUUGGUACGGCUCUAUCCAGUGUAACGGGAGCCUUGUGUCGACCCAGCCACUGCCGUCCUCCACGGCCCCGCUCCUAUUCGCUUAUGGAAACGUCCAGAGCACCCAGCACCACCACCACAACUACUACUCCACGCCACAGAGUAACCAGCACCAUCACGGUUAUUAUUACUCUACCCCUCAGAACUGAGUAGAUAAAGUCCUUCUUUCUGGAACCAUUGCCCUUCUCCUCCAAGUUUGGAGAACAACGAUUGUUUGAUGAGAAAUAUGAGGUCCAAAAUUCCUGACCAUGAUCCUCAGAAUCAUGCUUUUAUGGGGGUCCAUCCAUCCAUUAAAAAAACUACUACAAUAGUCAGUCUUGAUUUAGAAUUGAAAAUACAUUUGUUUGAAAGAAACAAAAAGGCUAUCACUGGACACUUAAUUAGGACAGUUAAUGAGAGUCAUUACAAGAAGUGAAUCAAAAGGUCAGAUUAAACUAAAAUGUUAUGUCCUGAUUUCAUGUUUUGGGGGUGCAUUCCGGCUUGGUCCCAUCAUAUCUCAGCAUUCACACAUAUUUUCUAAGUUCAUAACAUGAGUAUUCUUGUGGUUGUAUUUUGCUGUAAUAUUUUGGUUACCGUCCGUCAAUCCAUUUUCCACACCGCUUAUCCCCACUUGGGUCGCAGGCGAGCUGGUACCUCUCCCAGCUGAUUUAAGGCGACAGGCGGGAUACACCCUGGACUGGUCGCCAGCCAAUCACAGGGCAUUUUGGAUACCUUUCGCAAAAUAUGCUCAUAAUGUCUGACAGCAUCAAUCGGAACACUAUUAUCUUUUUGAUUUUGCUUUGAUUUUUGAUCUGUGAUUAUUUACUGUAGGUGUCCGUAAUGUGUUGUGGCUGAUGAGUGAUUUGCAGAAACCAAAUGAACGCCUCAAGGGUCAUCUAGCGGUACUUGCCUUGAAAUAAGACCUUUCAGGGAUUAGGUCCCCUUUUCAAUGUCUGCCACAUGGUCUAAAGAGUUGAGAUCUUCUUUUAACUGCUCAAUUAUUACAUUUUCAAGAAAUAUUUAAAUUGGUCAAUAUCACUAUGAAGUGCUUUUGGUGUUCUCUUUUGAAUCAUUAGUCACCAUGAAAAUGUGGCAGGAUAUAAGUUUGUCAAAAUGCAGUUUCUUCAUUUUAUAGCAAUUUUUAGUUGUUGUUCAUUUGAUGAUGAUUUGAUGAUAGUGAUUUUCGCAUUUUCCACUCAAUGCUCUGCCAAGUACAGUGAGUGCAAUAAGUGGUUCAAUGAUUCUAAAUUUAAAAAAAAAUUAACAUGGUUUUAUCUCCACAUCAAGUUAUUAAAUAACAUGAGUCAUUUGGAUAAAUAUAAAAAAAAUAUAUAAAUAUUUUGGGUGAGAUGGGGAAGUCCCAAAAGGCACAAUACGGUGAUAGUGACUCAGGUGGUUCUGGAGGAGCACUGUGAAACGUGGUCAGCACGUCUUGCUCAACACUCAGAUGUUUUCAGUUUGAAUGUGUUGAGUUUGCAUGCUCUACCCGUGCUCAUGAGGGUUUUCUCCAGGCACUAUGCCCCCCCCAAUGUUCCAAAAACAAGCAUGUUAGGUUAAUUGAACACUCAAAAUUACCCAUAGGUGUGAAUGGUUGCGUUUAUAUGCACCUGCGGAUUAACUGGUGACCAGUCCAGGCAUGUAAACUGGGAUAUUCCAUGACCCAGUACAGGAUAAGCAGCAAGCAAACGACUGGAUGGAAGCUGUCUGUUGAGAAAAUAAUUAAGUUUACCCCAACACAUCAUGACUGAAUGUGAUCUGCAGCAGUUUUACAGUUGCAAAUAUCAACACAGUACCACAAAGCUAAGUAUAUUUGCACCAUCUAUGGUAGGUGUCAUAGUAAUCAAGAAUAAGAUUGUCGUGGUCCACAGGCUGGACAGCUUGGCCAAAAACCUUUAUAAGCUUUGCUGCAACCUUUUGCACUCGAAUGUGUUUAUCCUAUGAGAGAGGAAGGAGAUGUCACUCUGCCAUCACGUCAAAUCUCAUACUUUCAUUCCUCAAGGAAAAUAUGUUUGCACAAGAUAUGGUCAAGUGAUGUAUGUAUUGAAUCAUUUGCAUGUUUCUAUUUGAAAGUCAUUAUGUUUGUGAUCUGAACAAUGAGGAUGCUUCAUAUGCUUUGGUUUUUUUAUUCACCAUAGCUUUACUGAUUUAACAAGUUUGUACUUUUACAUUGUUUUCCCGUUAUCACUAAUUGAAUGAUUUCUUUGUGUUUGGUGUCUGACCUAUUUUCUGAAAGCAAGUUAACAAACAUGUCGUGUGUUAAAUCUAAUAGCGAAUUAGAUCAACAAGUGAUUGUAGCCUCUAUAUGCCCUGAUCUUGACGAGAAGCCCACGUUCAAGCGGGAGAAGAUUAACAAUAUCUCAUGUUUUUGCCUUUUUUUUUCCAUGAAAAAAAACAUUAAAAUUUUAACUACAAAAAAAUAACAUCCUUUUUGCAAGCUUGGAGUUUAAAUCACACCCUCUCUUUUCUGAAAGGAAGAUACAAUAGGUAGCUACAUUAUGAUCCCAAUGGAGAUUCCAGAAAAGGAAAGCUAGUGGCAAAUAUGGGUCCACAAGCUGGUAGAGUUCAAAUUCAGACUGUAUUUCAAACAAGCUUUGGCAGAAGGAAACUGCAGCCAGCGUGUUCUUGAAAUGUGGUCAGUUUGCAAAACGUUUUUGUUUCUUGAAAGGUCAUUGAAGGAAGUUCUCUGUUCCAUUUUUUAAGUAGCCUGUGCAGUGCAUGGCUCUGCAUCAUAAUACAAGUCAACAUCUUUAUGUUCGAUGAUAAUCCCUCAAGAAAAGUUGUCUUUUACCCAUGAGGACCACACUGAAUGUAACCUGUUUUGUGACAGACAAAUCACCAAUGUCAUUAAAAUAAAUGAGCACUAUGUUUGAAUAAAAGCUUACUGCACUGUU